AACCCUGAUCCAAAUGGAAGGUGAGGACUGAGAAAGAGAAUCAUAAAAUAUUAAUAAUAGAAAAAGAAGAGAGAAUUAGAAAUUAGAAAUGAAAGUAAAGAAACCGGGAAAGAUGGUGGUGGGAAUAGUUAUAGUAGCAGUAGAAGAAGAAGAAGAAGUGCAGAAGAAGAGAAGAGACUUAGAGAAUCGUGCAAGCUCCGGAAGAAAGGGAACCCUCUUCGUACUCCUCAUUUUCCUCCUCAUUUUGCCUCGUAUUUAAUCCUCUCUUCACUGUUUGCUUCUCUUUUUUGUUUUUUUCGCUUUUCUUUCUUCGUGAUAUGCUUCUAUCGAUCUGCGGAUGCAUUCUUGAUGAAUCCGGGAUUUGUUAGAUUUUAGGUGGGGUUUUGUUUUUUCUUUUUCUUCUUUGAACUAUAUUACCUUUUAUUAUCUUUGGAUAAUAUUGUUAUUUGUUGUGAUAGAUUUUGGUGUAAAUAGUGCUAGAUUGGCGGUAUCAUUUGAAUCUAUUUAGUUCUGGGGCUUUCCUCCUUGAAUAAAUAUUUGCGAUUUUUGGAGGAUUUUCUUUCCCUUUCUUACAUUAAAUCUCAUCAAUACACUAAACCCACACAAAAAAAAUCCUACCAUUUUACAGCCCCUGAUCACCCACCGUUUUUUCUUUUUGUGGGUUCCCCUUUUUCCAGUCUUGUAUCCCUUUUACCAUACCUGAAUAUCUGAUCAACUUGUCAACUGUUGUUGGAUUUUGCUAUUUUUAUUCUUUUUAUCAUACUCAAUUUACAAGAAGAAGAAGAAGAAGAAGAAGAGGAAGUAGAAAUUGGGGUUUAUACUGGGUUGUAAUUCUUGUUGGGCUUUUUGGCAUUCUAUUCGAGUACCUGAUACUUCACUAACAGAUCUACUAGACAAGGUUAAGUCUUGGAUUUCGUGGGGGACAAGCGAUCUAUCACCAUCUUCGUUAUCUGGUGAAUUUCAGAUGCACAAUAGCAGUCUCAAAAUGUGUUGCGAGUGUAAUACAAACUUCACUGGGCUUUUCAAUGGAUACCACUGUCAAAGUUGCGGUAGGUGGUUGUGCAUCAAAUGUGCUAGGGGCUACGAAUCUCCAGCUGUUAUUGAAUCUAGUGAUGUGAAAAGCAAUGCUGAUUACAGGGAUGGUAUCAAGUCCUGCAAGUUCUGUAUUGGGUUUCAUGUGAAACGUGAAGGUGGGAGGAGGAAUAGUGAAAAAGUGCAUCCCUCAGAGUCUCCUCGAGAGAGCCCUGAGACUCCAUCCCCUUCUUUUGGUGGUGAAUCAAUCCAGAGUGAUAACCUUGCUCGCUAUCUUGAAUCCAGGGAUAGUGGGUAUUCUCCCCUCCCAGUAACCAGCAGGAGUAUGACCUCAUUUAGUGCUCACCCAUCUCUAGUAUCUGAUCGUCACUCUCCAAGCAGGAGUGAUGAAGAAGAGGCAGAGGAUUCAGGGAAGCACAUAUGCAGCCUAUCAUGUGAAUAUUAUCAUGAUGUUUCAGAUAUAGAUGCAAGUAGUGUUAGUGCUAGACUUGAUUUCUACAGUUGUAAGUCAGUGGGAUCAAGUCCUUUAGAAAGCCCUUCCAGGAUUGAUUUUGCUUCCUAUAGAGUUGGGCAUUCUGUACAGCAGGAACAAGAGGGAAGCCCAUUAUCUCAGAAUGAUCGUCCCUUUGAUCAAGAAACUGUGUCGUUUAUAAGAAUGCCUGACAAAGGGACUGGUGAUCCAAAAAAUACUGAUGAUUACUCCGAUGAUGUGUCAAUGUUGCAGAACCAAUGUGACAAGUCUAAAAAACCAUUGGAUUUUGAAAGUGAUGGUUGUAUCUGGUUUCCUCCACCCCCUGAGGAUGAAAAUGAUGAGACAGAGAGUAGUUUCUUUACAUAUGAUGAUGACGAUGAUGAUAUUGGGGACUCUGGUGCAUUGUUCUCAUCCACUAGUAGCCUCUCUAGAAUGUUUCCAUCAAAGGAGAAACAGAAUGAGGUUAACAAGGAGCCUCUCAGAGCUGUGAUACAAGGGCAUUUUAGGGCUCUUGUAUCCCAGCUUCUACAUGGGGAGGGUAUCAAAGUCAGCAAUGAUGGUGGUGAGGACUGGCUUGACAUAGUCACAACAAUAGCAUGGCAAGCUGCAAAUUUUGUGAAACCGGAUACUAGCAGAGGAGGCAGUAUGGAUCCUGGUAAUUAUGUAAAGGUUAAAUGUAUAGCAUCAGGAAGUCCAAGUGAUAGCACCCUUGUGAAGGGAGUAGUUUGUACAAAAAAUAUAAAGCAUAAGCGCAUGACUACACAGUACAAAAAUCCCAGAUUACUUCUUUUAGGAGGAGCACUCGAAUAUCAGAGUGUUGUGAAUCAGUUGGCAUCUUUUAAUACCUUGGUGCAACAGGAAAAUGAUCAUCUGAAGAUGAUUAUGUCAAAAAUAGAGGCUCUUCGCCCAAAUGUUCUGCUAGUAGAGAAGAGUGUAUCUCCAUACGCCCAAGAAUAUCUAUUGGCAAAGGAAAUUUCUUUGGUGCUCAAUGUGAAAAGGCCAUUACUGGAGCGGAUAGCUCGGUGCAUUGGUGCUUUUAUCAGUCCAUCAAUUGACAAUAUUUCUACAACACGAUUGGGGCACUGUGAACUGUUCCGAGUAGAGAGAGUAUCUGAAGAACAUGAGACUGUCAAUCAGUUCAACAAAAAGCCUUCUAAAACAUUGAUGUUUUUUGAAGGAUGUCCAAGGCGUCUAGGAUGCACGGUCCUGCUGAGAGGCACAUGUCGUGAAGAACUAAAGAAGGUUAAGCAUGUUGUUCAAUAUGCAGUUUUUGCAGCCUAUCAUUUGUCCCUUGAGACUUCCUUCCUUGCUGAUGAGGGUGCAAGUCUUCCAAAGAUGAAACUUAAACACUCAAUUGCUAUACCAGAGAGGACAACAACAGAUAAUGCUAUUUCACUAAUCCCUCCAACUGAUUUCCAUGCCACUGCUGGUGCCUUUGCCCAAGAUGGGAAGCCUCUGGAUCUCAAACCAGAGCAUGUAGGAUCAGAACCAUUAAUACACCUUGAUACUAGCAAUAGUCUUCCUUUAUUUCCCAGUUCUGAGGAUUGUGGGUUUGGAAAUACACCCUCUGAUGCAUACCAUGAUAACUUAGAGUUGAAUGUGGGAUUGGAGUCGUUCGCUGUAAAAGAAUUUGAGGAUCAGAAGAUGCUUAUGAUUCCUCCUUCAGGUAUUCAAAACCUUUCACGACCAGAAUUGCAAGAUAACAUUGCUCAAGAGGAAAGGCGGCUUAGGGAGACUCUCGAAUCAACAAAACCAGAGGGGAUUGAUGAAGAUGAAGUCUCUAGUGAAUACUUCUCAGCCACUGACACACACCAGAGUAUACUUGUAUCUUUUUCAAGCCGCUGUGUGGUGAAGGGAACUGUAUGUGAACGCUCUCGGCUUCUGCGCAUAAAGUUCUAUGGAUCUUUUGACAAACCACUUGGAAGAUAUCUGCGUGAUGACCUGUUUGAUCAGACAUCCUAUUGUAGGUCUUGUAAGGAGCCAGCUGAAGCACAUGUGCUAUGUUACACUCACCAGCAGGGAAAUCUUACAAUCAAUGUUAGAUCCCUUUCCUCUGUUAAGCUACCUGGGGAAAGAGAUGGUAAGAUAUGGAUGUGGCAUCGGUGUCUAAGAUGUGCUCAUAUAGAUGGAGUCCCACCGGCAACUUGUAGAGUGGUUAUGUCAGAUGCCGCUUGGGGACUUUCUUUUGGAAAGUUUUUGGAAUUGAGCUUUUCAAACCAUGCAACUGCUAAUCGCGUGGCUCCCUGUGGCCAUUCAUUGCAGAGGGACUGCCUUCGGUUUUAUGGGUUUGGGAGCAUGGUUGCAUUCUUCCGCUAUUCUCCUAUUGAUAUUCUCAAUGUUCAUUUGCCCCCAGCAGUGCUUGAAUUCAAUGUCCAUAUUCAGCAAGAGUGGAUAAGAAAAGAGGCAGCUGAGCUUUUGGGCAACAUUGAGGCCUUCUAUGCUGAGAUAUCUAAUGCACUUGACAGCAUGGAACACAGAAGUAAGUAUUUUGGAAGUGGGCUGUCAGAUAUGAAUGAAAUACAGAAUCGAAUCAUGGAGCUGAAAGACAAACUUAGAAAGGAAAAAGAUGAUUACACUGGCAUGCUACAAGUGGCUGCCGUGGAGAGUUCACAACGGGGUCUGGCAAGUUUAGACAUUUUAGAAGUUAAUCGCAUGAGACGUUCUCUUCUAAUUGGUUCGCAUGCUUGGGAUCUUCGGCUUUAUUCAUUGGAUUCUCACCUGAAGACAAAUUCUGUUGUCAAGGCUAUACAUGUGGAAACAUCCAAUACACAGGUGAACGAGUCACGAGGUGAUAUAUCUUACGAUGACUGCAUACUGGAAUAUGGUCAUGUAGAAAAUGUCUCCAGCUGUUCAAAAUCGCCUGAUUUUGUUGGGAAUGACCUACUGUCAGAGCUGAAUAAGAAUAGUCUGUCCUUUCAACAUUUGGUUGAUGAAGAUUCUAUGAUGCCUCUAUAUCGUCAUGACAGAGAGGAGGAAGUACGUUCAGAUGGGGAAAUUGCUGCAAAUAAUAUGUCCUUUAAUGAUAUCCCCUCCAAGGCUUCCAAUCUGUCUGACAGAAUUGAUUCUGCAUGGACAGGUACUGAUCAACUACUGACAAAAAUUCAACCUCCACAUUUGUCUCAGACAGAUGGAUUCCAAUUUGGGUCCGUUAAACAGAUAAAUAUGCAUGAUAAUCCUCCUUCUAAAAGGAUGCUGGCGCCAGUAAGAGUUCAUUCUUUUGACUCUGCAUUGAGAUUCCAAGAAAGAAUCCGGAAAGGAUUGCCUCCUUCAUUGUAUUUGUCGACUCUCAAAUCAUUCCAUGCAUCUGGGUAUUACAGGAGUAUGGUGAGAGAUCCUAUUUCAAAUGCAACGAGGACUCACUCCCAAAUAUUGCCAUUGGAGGCACAGAUAUUGAAUUUAUUGCCCAGUUCUGCACCCACAUUUAUCUCCACUGCAUCUCAUAUGGCUGGAGGGGCUCGGUUGUUGCUUCCUCAGAGGAGCCACAAUGAUAUUGUUAUUGGUGUGUAUGACAACGAUCCUGCCAGCAUAGUAUCAUAUGCCCUUAGUUCCAAGGAAUACGAGGAUUGGGUUGCAGGCAAGUCCAAUGAGAAUGAAGGAAGCUGGAGUAUGAAUGAGCAUUGCAAGGAUGAUUUUGCAACUUCCACAUUUUCAGCCUGGCAGUCUUUUGGUUCCGCGGACUUGGAUUAUAUCCGUCACGGAAGUUAUGGGUCCGAAGAUCCUUCAACAUCCAUUGGUACACUGUUUAUGGAUUCCAAAAGGUCUCCGCAUUUAACAAUAACUUAUGCUGAUGAUUCCUCAACUGCUGGAGGCAAAGUAAAGUUUUCUGUCACUUGUUAUUUUGCUAAGCAGUUUGACUCUCUUCGGAAGAAAUGCUGCCCUAGUGAAGUUGAUUUUGUACGUUCCUUGAGUCGGUGUCAGAGAUGGAGUGCACAAGGGGGAAAAAGCAAUGUGUAUUUUGCCAAGUCGUUGGAUGAGAGAUUUAUUAUAAAACAAGUCAAAAAGACUGAGCUGGAAUCUUUUGAAGAAUUUGCAUCAGAAUACUUCAAAUACUUGACAGAUUCUCUUAGUUCAGGAAGUCCAACUUGCCUUGCAAAAGUUCUUGGUAUUUAUCAGGUUAUUGUAAAGCACUUGAAAGGUGGCAGGGAAAUGAAAAUGGAUAUAAUGGUGAUGGAAAAUCUGUUUUUUAGGAGAAAUAUUGCAAGGAUCUAUGAUCUUAAGGGUUCUGCCCGAUCACGCUAUAAUCCAGAAACAAAUGGCAAGAACAAAGUAUUGUUAGACAUGAAUUUGGUAGAAACACUGCGUACGGAGCCCAUAUUUCUUGGAAGCAAGGCGAAGAGAAGACUGGAGAGAGCUAUAUGGAAUGAUACAUCUUUUUUGGCAUCUGUUGAUGUAAUGGACUACUCUUUGCUGGUUGGACUGGACAAUGAGAGAAAGGAGCUGGUUGUAGGUAUCAUUGAUUUCAUGAGACAAUAUACAUGGGACAAGCAUUUAGAGACAUGGGUUAAGGCAUCUGGAAUACUUGGUGGUCCGAAAAAUGCUUCCCCAACGAUUAUUUCUCCAAAACAAUACAAGAAGAGAUUUCGAAAAGCAAUGACUUCUUAUUUUCUCACAGUUCCUGAUCAAUGGUCUUCAUAAACCGAAUCAUUGCAAUUCUUUCCAUUCAAAAAUCAUUUGUUCAUUAAUAAGGCAAUAGUGUUCAUAGCUGGAGAUAAGUUGGAAGGAUUGGCAAUCCAUCCCGGUGAAAAUUCUCCUCCAUUUUGUUGAAAUAUUGUGUAUUAGCAAACAUAGACCAAACAGGAAGGAUUGUAUAUGAGGGAAUAGAAAUAGAAAUUCCUUUUUGAGGUC
Molecule: messenger RNA, 6349 nt
Organism: Hevea brasiliensis (rubber tree)
Lineage: Eukaryota; Viridiplantae; Streptophyta; Magnoliopsida; Malpighiales; Euphorbiaceae
Product: putative 1-phosphatidylinositol-3-phosphate 5-kinase FAB1C
Exons: 11
Coding region: 965-6139 (1724 amino acids)
Biological process (GO): phosphatidylinositol phosphate biosynthetic process
Cellular component (GO): endosome membrane
Molecular function (GO): 1-phosphatidylinositol-3-phosphate 5-kinase activity; ATP binding
Source: RefSeq, a predicted model, not a curated record